GGUCUGUGAUUUUAACAGAUGUAAGCACCAUUGAAGUUAUUCUAUACGUUGAAAAGAAAUGCUGAAAGAUAUGAUUGGAUAAAAUGUAUUACUAGCCAAUCAAAUCAAAAAUAAAUAAUAAAACUUAAAAACAGAUUACAAUACUCAACAAUCCUAAUCAAGACAAAAAAGAAACAACUUCUCAAAAGCAAGAGUGGAGAAGUAUAUUUCAAUGUUGUGAAUGUGAAACGAAUUUUAUUUAGUACAAAGUACGUGAGAAAUAUAUAUGAAAAACAUUUAGAAAGUCUAAGUUAUUCAAAUAAUUUAUAUAAAUUGGAUUAGGAGUCAUUUAGAACGAACUUUUAGUGUCAUUUUAGUCAUGUGUAUUGAAGUGUUUACGGCUUUUACACUCGAGAGUUCUAACGUGUCUUUAUUUGAAAUAUGGCCUAUUACAAUGCCGGCAAUGUUGUAGCCGUACCUAACUCACCUGACCAAAUUGAAGACACAAAUAGUACAGACGAUCUUACUAUAAUACCAUUAGAAAAAGAUAGUUUCGCAAUAUGCGAAUUAUGUGGUCGCGUUGGCCGUCGGGGACAAUUCUACCCAAGAAACAAUAAGUUUUGUUCGCUUAGAUGCCACGCGAGUAAUUCGAGAAGACGACAUUGUAAUUGGAGGUUCAGAUUGAUGGAAGGUGCCGAACACAUGGCGGGCAUGAUACCAUUGGAGCCUCUGCCGCAGCUGCAGCACUGGCAGUCCACAGUAAACGAUUUGCAGGCUGGACCAAUAAAACAAUCAGCUGCUGUGGUAGCAAACAGUUAUGAAUGGAAGGAUGAAUUAUUUGGUUGUGAUUUCCUUGCUGCACCAGUGAGUUUAUUUAAGCAUGCUCCGCUACAUGAAAUGUGGGACAGCACCUUUGAGGGCAUGAAAGUAGAAGUUAAAAAUACAGACUGUGAAAACUAUUCAGACAAACUUAGUGACUAUUUCUGGGUAGCUACGGUAUUAAAAGUAAAAGGAUACAUGGGUCUUCUACGCUAUGAAGGUUUUGGCAGUGAUGAUUCAAAAGAUUUUUGGGUAAACCUUUGUUGCUCAGAAGUGCACCCUGUUGGGUGGUGUGCCACUAGAGGCAAACCUCUAAUACCUCCUCGUAGUAUUGAGGAUAAAUAUACUGACUGGAAAAAAUUCCUUGUAAAGCAGCUGACUGGCGCGCGUACUCUGCCCGCGAAUUUCUACACAAAAUUAAAUGAUAGUCUUGUAUCUAGGUUUUCUAUUGGUGUCCUUAUGGAAGUUGUUGAUAAGAAUAGAAUAUCACAAGUCAAGGUAGCUACAGUAUGUGAAAUAGUAGGCAAAAGGUUACAUGUCAAAUAUUAUGACAGUACACCAGAAGACAAUGGGUUCUGGUGUCAUGAAGACUCUCCACUAAUACACCCAGUAGGCUGGGCCUUUAGAAUUGGCCAUCCUUUAGAUGCGCCUCCUAGUUAUUUACAAAGGGUAGCCGCUGGUCGGCUCAUACCGAAUGACAGUACGCCCGACAUGUUUUAUAAGUAUCCAAGUAAUGAGCCGCCAUUAUUUGCACAAGGAAUGAAACUCGAAGCCAUUGAUCCACUCAAUUUAUCAGCUGUUUGUGCUGCGACCGUUAUGCAGAUACUGAAUGAAGGUUAUAUGAUGAUCAGAAUAGAUUGUUACCCUGCUGAUGCGUCUGGUGCGGAUUGGUUCUGCUAUCAUCAAAGAUCGCCGUGUAUAUUUCCAGUUGGUUUUGCACAAGCUAAUAAUAUACCACUUGUGCCCCCUGCUGGUAUAACAAUGGAGGAGUUCAGUUGGGAACAAUACCUGGCGGUUUCUGGUGGACAGCCUGCCGAUCGUUCGUUGUUUGCGGCGAGAGGUCACGUGGUAUCACAUGGGUUUGUGGCCGGCAUGCGCUUAGAGUGCGCCGACCUCAUGGACCCACGACUAGUCUGCGUUGCUACUGUCGCAAGAGUUGUUGCUGAUUUACUGAAGGUUCAUUUUGACGGCUGGGGGAUGGAGUAUGAUCAAUGGUUAUGGGCGCAUAGUACCGACGUGUACCCUGUAGGCUGGUGUCGCGCUGUGGGUCAUAGGCUGGAGGGCCCGCUACAACCACCGCCCCGGCCACCGCGCAAACACCCUCCAAAACAACCGAGACGAAGGCGUAAGCAACAAGGUUUAAAAUCAGCAUCACAACCACCAAAUACAACAGAAGAUAGUUCACAGAAUUCAGACAUGGGUGAUACUAAGAGUCUUUCUCCCCCUACAAGUGUUUCUGAAGUAUCACCAGAUGCAGAACCUCGGCUUGAAACCGACUCCACACCCUCGAAAAUGGACGUGGAUUUAGAUAUGGAAUCUAAGGAUAGUAUCGAACAACCUGAAGAAACUCUUGCUGAUAUGAAAGUAGAUAGUCCGAAUACACCUACAGACAAAUCCCCAACCACACCUACGGAUAUAUCACAACACACACCAACAGACAUAUCACAAGAUUCAAAUUCAAUUCAGAAUAUAGCACAACUAUCCCCAGCAGUUUCCAUGGAAGAUACGGACAGUGACAAGGUGAUACCUAGACUAGUCAAUACCUCAGUGCCCUUAGAUGUCCUAAACUCCGUCGACCCAGAACAUUGGACCACAGCAGAUGUUGCCAAAUUCCUUACAGUCAAUGACUGUCAGCCUUACUGUAUUAACUUCACCAACAUAACUGGUCCAAUGAUGCUUCAACUAACAAAAGACGAAAUCAUCGAACUAUUAGAAAUGAAAGUAGGUCCUUCAUUAAAAAUAUUUGAUUUGAUACAACAAUUAAAAUGCAAAAUAAAACAACCUCAGAGUAGAUUGCUAAAUAGUUUUAAAUAGUGUUUAUUUGAAUAAGCCACCUCACUACAUUUUUGAAAAGUUCUGUUGCACUGGCUAGCAGUUACAUACAUGAAUUGAUAAUUACCUCAGGUUUAAUAAA
Messenger RNA from Spodoptera exigua (beet armyworm), 2932 nucleotides. The record is from the annotation of a GenBank genome assembly. Lineage: Eukaryota; Metazoa; Arthropoda; Insecta; Lepidoptera; Noctuidae.